This is a messenger RNA of Ictalurus furcatus (blue catfish), 2431 nucleotides long. It is a transcript of the gene slc25a55a, whose product is annotated as solute carrier family 25 member 55a. Bases 195 to 1190 code for a protein of 331 amino acids. Gene Ontology annotation, biological process: aspartate transmembrane transport; L-glutamate transmembrane transport; malate-aspartate shuttle. The record is from RefSeq and is a predicted model, not a curated record. NCBI's taxonomy places the organism in Eukaryota, Metazoa, Chordata, Actinopteri, Siluriformes, Ictaluridae. Gene Ontology annotation, molecular function: L-glutamate transmembrane transporter activity; L-aspartate transmembrane transporter activity. The transcript is spliced from 10 exons.
CAGUCAGCCAUUCAUUCAAAUUCUCUCCGUGUUUAACGAACGGAAGUGAAGAGUUUCGGCGCCUUUUAAUAUUUACCAACAGUCAUUGUGGUUUACAGUCGAUUAAAAAAGGUCCAUUAACGUUCCUGUCCUGCGUAAUCAAGCAUUUCAGUAGUGUUUCUCUGUUCAUUAUCCACAUUUUCCGAAACUUCACAAUGUCUCAGCAGCAGAUCAGCCUUCCAGCCAAGCUCAUCAAUGGUGGUAUUGCUGGUCUUGUUGGGGUCACUUGUGUGUUCCCUAUUGACCUGGCGAAGACUCGACUCCAGAACCAGAGACAAGGUCAACAGGUCUACAAGAACAUGAUGGAUUGUCUAAUCAAAACAGUUCGAACUGAGGGGUACUUUGGCAUGUACAGAGGUGCUGCAGUGAAUCUUGCUCUUGUCACACCUGAAAAGGCCAUCAAACUGGCAGCCAAUGACUUCUUUCGUCAGCACCUUUCCAAGGAUGGGAAGGGGUUGUCUGUGUUCAAAGAAAUGUUAGCAGGCUGUGGUGCGGGCAUGUGCCAAGUCAUCAUUACUACUCCUAUGGAGAUGCUGAAAAUUCAGCUACAAGAUGCUGGGAGAUUAGCUGCUCAGCAAAGAAUGCCUGGUAUCCUGGCUGCCACCAAGCUGGCUCAGACAAACCCUGUGCUGAGCCGCUCCUAUAAUGCAGUGCCGAGUUCUGCUCGCCAAACCAUCUCUGCAACACAGAUCGCCAAAGAGCUGCUGCACACAGAGGGAAUCCAAGGUCUAUACAAAGGGCUAGGAGCAACACUCAUGAGAGAUGUGCCCUUCUCCAUUGUCUACUUUCCUCUUUUUGCUAACAUUAACCGUUUGGGUAAGUGCUCUGAAGAUGAUGUGGCACCAUUCUAUUGGUCGUUCAUGGCUGGCUGUAUAGCUGGUUCGACUGCUGCAGUGGCGGUUAACCCAUGUGAUGUGGUGAAAACCAGGCUUCAGUCCUUGAGCAAAGGUGCUAAUGAGGAGACCUACAAUGGAGUUCUCGACUGUGUGAGUAAGAUCAUGAAGAAAGAAGGACCAUUUGCUUUCCUGAAGGGGGCAGGCUGCAGGGCGCUGGUCAUUGCUCCUCUUUUUGGCAUUGCUCAAGUUAUGUAUUUUGUUGGAGUUGGUGAAUACAUUCUGAGUCAGAGAGCAUUUAAUGUCCUGUCUCCUUAAGCAAGUCUCCAGAACUGCCUCGACUGAACCUGCAUUGGGGAUAUGAGACGUGCACAAUCAAAUAUACAGAUUAGUUAGAUCGACAGCUUUGCUGUCGUUUUGUUUCCUUAGCUGGUUUCUGGCUAUUGCACUUCCUGUUUGGUUUGCUCACUCAUGAGUGGAUGUGGCCAACAUUAUGCACUUGUUGGUAAGGGCUUCUUCAGGAGGUUGUGUGUGUGUGAGUGAGAGAGAGAUGGUGCUCUACAUCCUUCUAGAAGGAUCUGCAAGCAUUUCCCCUCAGUGAGGGAUGAUGGUGUCACUAAUUAGGCACUAAGAUCAACAUGAUUUUUUUUUGUGUGUAGUGUCUGUCAGUCAUCUAUUUUUGUGUUUUGCUGUUAAUUACUAAUAAUUAGUAAUUUUUUUUAUUAUUAUUUUUUUCCCCCUGUUCCAUUUACCCCCCCCCCCCCCCCCCAAAUUGUGUUGACGUUUCUGAACUACCCAGGAUUGUGGGCAAAAGGGGUUUGGUGCCACAAGGCAGUUUGAACAGUAAAUUUAUAUAUUUAUAUAAUGUAAAAAAAGGAUGGCUGAGUACUGAGUUUUGUGGACCAGUUGAAAACAAAAUGUGCUGUUUUUAGACAAUAGGAGCUGUACAGUUGUUUUUGUACAAGGUACAUGCUAUGAUUUAUGAUGGUAUUAACUGCUCCUGCUCCUAUUAACAACUGAACCUAAAGCAAACAUUAACAAUCUAAUUCCAUUUUUACUUUUAAUCACUGUGCUAACAAACAUUCGUCUUAUGAUUGUUGUGACCCAACACCCCCUUUUUUUUUUUUUUUUGUGCACCAAUUUCCAAGGGUAAUGUUGACCUACCAUACUAAUGGUAAAUUUACAUCAUGUGGAGAAAAGGAAACAAAACAUUUCCUUGCUUCUGUGAACUUCAGGGUAAUAUCCAUGGCAUCUGCAUUGUUUCAUGUCAGUAAUGUGGAAAUGCACCAUCCCUGAUUACUGCAUUAAGUAAAUAGUAUAUUUGUACGAUAUGUCAGAACUGUGAAGGGCGUAAAGUGCCUGUGUGGCUUACACCUACUAGAUGAAUAGUUGUGCUAAAAAUUGCCCAGCUAGUUGUAUGUUUUUAAACUGCAUCUACAUUAUAAACAUCAUGGGACUCUAUUUGUUUGUCUACUUGAUUGUUACUGUCAUUUCAAGUGUUAGCUCAUUUUGUAAUAUAUUUAUAGAACAUUAAACAUCUAUUUGAACUUGUUGCUACA